AUGAUUAACCUUCGUUAUGGUCAGCCCCUUGAGAUAUUUUGUAUCGCUGAAAACAAUUACACUGCCAACGACUUGGAGUUUUUCCUUGGAGAGGACCUUGUCGAUUCCGAAAUAGUAAAUAGAACCACCAGAAGGCUAUACAUUGAACAUGUAGAGAAGCAAGUGUCAACUUAUUACUGCUUGAACAAUGUGACUAAUAAACCGUGUACUACCAGAGUGCUGGUGGAUUUGCCGCCAUCUAAUAUAACAGAUUUUAGUUGUAUAUCGAAAAAUAUUGAAGAAUUGAACUGUACUUGGACAUCUAGAGAGAAUUUAAGCAAAACCAACUAUUCGUUAGCGUUCUUGGUUAACAACAAGGCCUCAAUUCCGUGUCAGAUAAAGAGAGACGGUGAAAAGUAUUUAUGCAGUUGGAAUACCACAAGCAGACCGAGAUACAAACAAAUGGAGGAGCAAUUUAAUUUUCUGUUAAGAUCAUGUAAUUAUUUUGGUUGUAAUAAUCAAAUAUUUACAAUAAAUCAUUUCUCUAGUGUCAAACCUGAUCCACCUAUAAAUCUGAAAGUGGUGAGUCAAGAGCCACACAGUGUGCUAUUGAGUUGGACUAUUCCAAAUAAUAUAGUAGAUUUCCUCAUUUAUCCUAUCAUUCAUAGAAUAGAGUACCAAAUAGCUAAAAUUGACAGAACAGAUUAUUUCCGAAGUGUAGACACUUCAAUUCUGAAAUCAAAUGUUAGUAAUAAAUCAAAUCCUAACAAGAAAUCAUAUACAUUUUUGCUCUCAAAUUUGCCAUAUGCUCACAUGUCAUAUGAAGUAAGGGUAUAUAUAAAACCUGAGAAUGCAGAAGACAGAUUCUGGUCUGAUUUCACUUAUGUGCUCUUUACAACAGCUAGUGAAAAACCUCAAAGGCCACCAGACACCAUUAUCGGGGCAUUUGACCAAUCAAUUUAUAAUGAUAAAAGGGUCAUCUAUAUUUAUUGGAAGCAACUUGAGGAAUAUGAGGAAGCUGGUGCAAACUUUACCUAUAGGGUUGUUGUCAAACAAGGAUCCAAGAAUCCACAGACAGUAUUCCCAGAUAAGAACAAAAGUUUAAGUUAUGUUAUACUAAACGAUGCAUCCCUUGAAGCUAUUGAUCUUUCCAUUUCAUCAAUGAAUGCUGUGGGCUCAUCGUUUAAUAAUAGUCAUCUGUAUGUCCCAUCAAAACGAGAUACUGAUGCUCUACAGGUACAUUCAUUCACAAAACUGGCUUAUGGAAAUGGUACCUAUAAGUUAUCAUGGAUCAAAGCAGAGAACCUUGACAACUACACAUUGUUUUGGUGUCAAGAUAAUACUACAAAAAUUUGUGCAGGUCGAAUGAAUUUUACCGUUUUAGACCCUGAAAAAAGCACUCAUAUAAUUGAUUUACCAAGAGGACCUAGGUACCAGUUUGCAAUAUCAGCUAACAGUGCUUAUAAAACUAGUGGUAUGAUUUGGGCCUCAUGUGACAUAUCGAAAGAUGCAAUUCCUAUGUAUGGCUUUCCAGUACAAGUAAACCAUGAUGCCCCAGGAAAGACCCAUGUGAGAAUAACUUGGACUAUGUCUUGCACUCUUCAAGAGGGCAUUAUUACGGGCUAUCAAAUAUCAUAUUGUCCUGUGGUAAAUACAAGUAGUGAUUGCGAUCCUUCAUUUGGAAAAAAAUCUAAACUUUACAUUGAUAACCCAAAUCAAAAGGAAAUAAAUAUAACAGAUUUAAAACCUUAUAGGACAUAUCACUUCACAUUAGCAUUGAACACUACCUACGGAUUAAAGACAAUUGAAAAUGCAUCUACAGGAGUAACUACCACAGAAGACACUCCAUCAAAUCCUGAAAAUGUUACACUAUCUGACAUCCAAUUUGAUUCUCUUGUGGUCUCAUGGGAUCCACCUGCACAGAAAAAUGGUAUAAUAGGCAAAUAUGUUAUUUUAGACAAGGACCAAGAGCUUCAUGCAGAAAAAAUACCUAAUGUGGAUAAAGAUAUUGGUAGGAGGUCUGUUAAAGUAACUAAUUUAAAACCCUUUACUAAUUACUCCAUCAGUGUUCAGGCUUGUAACCCUGGGAUUAGAAGCUGCUCUAAGCCUAAAGCAUCUGAUGCCAUAUUUGUGAGGACGAGAAUUGGACCUCCAAGCAUUUUAAACCCACCAAUUGUUAAGACUAACCCAGGUCUUCUUAAGUGGGACCCUCCAGUCUUGCCAGGCGGUACUGUAGAUCGUUACGAAAUAAAAAGAAUCAAGGAUGAUAACCCUGACACUGUUGAAAUAUUUAAUACAACAAAUUUGUCAUAUUCUUUAAUACAUUGUGAAGGAGUAGAACAUUCUGAAUAUUACCAAGUCAGAGCUGUAAACAUAGAUGAGGAUCCAUAUCAUGGCAUAUUAGCAGACAGAGUUGAAGUCGAAAUGCCUAAAGGCCAAGUUGAACAUAAAGAAUUUUAUGGUGACUGGAGUAAUCCGAGUACAGUGACAUGUAGAAGCAGGGGUGAAAUCACCAUGGGACUUAUUCUUGUGGCAGUAUUUGCAUUAAUUGGUGUCAUGUAUGGUUCUAUUAAGAUGGUUAAGAUAGUUAGAAAAAUGGAAGAUAUAGACCCCGUUCUACCCAAUGGUCUGGGGAUACCUGAAAAGGAUGUCUCCAAAUAUGCAUAUGGAGGAUUGUAUUCCACCAAUAAGGAUGAUAAACCAUCAUCAGAUGAAAUGUUAUUAUUGCCUAACAGCAGAACUCCAGUGUCGACUACAGAAAAUAAACAGACUACAGACAAUAAUUGUGGUUCCAGUGAUCACACGGACAGCACUGCAUUAUCGGAUACCUCACGGUGUCCUGUGUCCGAGAGGCAUGCAUCCACAUCUGAUGAUGGCUCCGAAUCUUCAUUACAUUUAGAAGUGGAACCUGUGAGAACUGAUGAUAACAAUGUAAUGCGUGAUGAAGAAUCUUCAAAUUCGGAAACAGGCAAUAUUCAAGAGAACUCAUCUUAUUUUGGUGACAAAGCUUUCAAAAAGAAUCCUAGUGGAUAUGUUCAACCUGUGGUUGACCCUAGCACUGGCUAUGUUCAAUCGGCACCUGUUCCACACAGGAGCCCCCUUGCGAAGCCUACGACACUACCCGCUAGCUCAAGCUAUGUUAUGGCUGGAUUGUCACCGCCUAUAUUUACGACUGGCGUCGCGCAACCUAGCAUACAGUCUCAACCACCAUCAUCCGGGUAUGUGAGGCCUGAAGAGGCUCAGCCUAAGUCUAUGAACUUUCCCAAGUUAGGUCCCUCACCAACCAAGGUGUUCGGAUCAGAGAGCUUGCCAACUAUGCCUACCUUGCCACAGCCUGUGAAACACGGCGCCGACAGUAGUUAUAUUCAGCUACAGUCGUUGGAUGCCUUGACUAGUCAUAAGCAGCCUGUGCGUAGUACAGUGCCAUUGAAGCCCGUGGCGUCUAGUGGCUACGUGAGCCAAGGAGACGCGGUGAUUAACAAGCAUCUAAACAACAUGUUGUCGGGCGGACAGCUGGCAGAAGAGUCGGCGAUUUUGGACCCGACUAUGUCACCUGAUGCGUACUGCAGGUUCUCAUGGAGUACUGACCCGGCCAACGAUAAUCUUCAUGCGUUACUCGCCGAUUCGCAUACGUUAAAGUCGUCUAAAAAUUGA
Molecule: messenger RNA, 3633 nt
Organism: Arctia plantaginis
Lineage: Eukaryota; Metazoa; Arthropoda; Insecta; Lepidoptera; Erebidae
Source: the annotation of a GenBank genome assembly